CUAAUAAUCAUUCUUUUAAAAAUCAAAUAAUAGUUUGGUUAUUAUUACUUUGCAUUAAGUACUGGCUGAAAUAUUAUACGUUUACAACACGAAUGUGGCGAUUCACAAAGUAGAUUUUAUGGACCUUCCAAUGCAUGUUCCCAAGUAGUUCACUGUUGACGUCAUAUACAGCUAUUAUAUUCGUUAUCUUGAAGAACAAUAAUAUAGCUAAUUUUAUAAAAUAAAAUAUGACACCAGUAAUAAAAUGGGUGUUUGUACUUGUUUUGGUGGCUAUCGCAGUCGUAACAGUCAUACAAAUUAUGAUCAAUCAUACAAUGGAAUUGGAAAGGAUUCCAGAAGACCAAAAGCUCACGGAAGUAACAUCAGCAGGUUAUUUAAUGGCCCCCUACAAUUCGAGUCUAAUGGCAGUUAAACCGUGAGAAUCUACACAUCGCUUAUCCCCGUGCAUUCGCCCGCAGCAAUACUAUAUUAAUCUGUACCCAAAUCUUGAACAAGGUUCAUUUGUUGGUUCUGUUGAUAUAACAAUAAUGUUGGAUACUCCUCAAAGUUACAUUAAGCUACAUUCAAAAGGAUUGAAUAUCAAAGAAACUAAACUCAAUUCUAGUUUAGUAACAGCGUUUUCAUAUCCAGAACAUGAAUUUUGGGUUGUGGUACCUAAUGAAGAACUAAGUGCUGGAGAAUACAAUUUACAAAUAUCAUUUGAAGGUAGUUUAUUGAACAAAAUAAUUGGAUUUUAUCGAAGCGCUUAUGAAGAUUCAACCAGUCAUGAACAGCAUUAUAUUGCUGCAUCAAAAUUUGAACCAACUUAUGCGCGAUUAGCGUUCCCGUGUUUCGAUGAGCCUCAGUUGAAAUCAAAAUUUAAAAUUAGUUUAACACGACCAUCUGGUAAUAACUAUAUAGCAUUAUCCAAUAUGAACAAAGAGUCUGAAGAGCUCAAUGUCCCUACAAAUGGAUUGACUACAGUCCAUUUUGCUAACACUGUCCCAAUGUCUACGUAUCUUGUUUGUUUUAUUGUAUGCGAUUUUCAAUCACUUGAACCUGUCAAAACAGAUCAAGGAUUUCCGUUAACAGUUUAUGCCAGAAGUGGUCAAUCCGAAAAUAUGAAAUAUGCUCAACAUGUAGGUAUCAAGGCAAUUAAUUAUUUCGUAAAUUAUUUUGGCAUUCAAUACCCAUUACCAAAACUAGAUUUAAUACCGAUCCCAGAUUUUGUUUCUGGAGCAAUGGAGCAUUGGGGUCUUGUGACUUUUCGUGAAACGAAUGUUUUGUAUAAUGAAUUCAUUAGUUCUAGUGCAGACCAAGAGGAAGUCGCUUAUACUGUUGCUCACGAAUUAGCUCAUAUGUGGUUUGGAAAUCUCGCUACUAUGAAAUGGUGGAAUGAUUUAUGGCUUAACGAAGGGUUUGCUACUUAUAUGGAAUCAAAAGCUAUGCAAGUUGUCUAUCCUGAUUGGGAUGUUGACACAUUAUUUCUACUUCAUAGUCUCCAUUCGGUACAAUAUCUAGAUAGUAAACUUAGUUCUCAUGCUAUAGUGCAAGAUGUUUCUCAUCCAGAUCAAAUGACCGAAAUUUUUGAUGUCAUAUCAUAUGAUAAAGGUUCUUCUGUAAUACGAAUGCUAGAAGUAUUGUUGGGUGAAGAGGUAUUCAGAAUUGGCGUAAGCGCAUAUUUAAAACGAUUUGUAUUCAACAAUGCUGAAACUGAUGAAUUAUGGACAGAAUUACAAACGGCGACUCAAAAUACAGUAAAUGUUAAAAAAUUUAUGGAUACAUGGACACGUCAAGCAGGGUUCCCAGUAGUAUCGGCUAUACGGAAUGGAACUAAACUUACUUUAAAGCAGCAACGAUUUUUGUCCGACUCCAAUACUAAUUCUUUAACUAACUCAUCUACAUAUAAUUACAAAUGGGAAAUACCAAUCUCUUAUAUCACUUCAAACAAUAAUACUGUUUAUAAGUUUUGGUUAGCUAAAGACGAAGAUUCAAUUACGAUUGACAUACCUGAUGCUGAAUGGAUAAAACUAAAUCAUAGACAAGUUGGAUAUUACAUUAUAAACUAUUCUGAUAGAGAUUGGUGUUUACUUAACAAUUUAUUAGAAAAAAAUGUUGAUGCCUUAAGUGCGACUGACCGUUCAAAUCUUAUUCACGAUGCCUUCAGUUUGGUAAAUGCUAAUUACUUACCAUAUGGAAUUGCGUUAAAUAUAACAAAAUAUUUAUCUUUGGAACAUCAUUACGUUCCUUGGGACGUAGCUGCUACUAACUUAAAAACAUUAAGUCAAAAUUUAUAUCAACGUUCAGCACAUAAAAACCUCGAAAAAUAUGUACAAAAUUUAUUGGGAAGUAAAAAAGAUGAUUUUUGGAAUGAUUCAAGUGAUAGAAACUUCUUACAACGUAAGCUUCGAGGAGUUAUUCUUAAAUUAGGAUGUUUAUAUAGUUUACCAAGCUAUCAAAGAAAAGCAUAUGAAUUAUUCAAACGAUUUUUGGAUAAUAAAGUCAAACCACAUGCAGAUAUUAAAUACACAGUUUAUUACUAUGGAAUGUCCCAAGGCAAUGGCAGUGAAUGGAAUAGAUUGUGGGACUUAUAUUUAAAUGAACAAGAACCUCAGGAAAAAGACAAACUUAUGGAUGCAUUGACAGCCUCAAAAGAAAUAUCAAUAUUAAAUAGACUUUUGCAAUAUGCAAAAAAUGAGAGCCACGUUCGUUCCCAAGAUUAUUUCUUUAUUAUAUCCCAGAUAAGCCGUAAUCCUGUUGGAACUCAAUUAAUAUGGGACUUUUUGAGAAAUGAAUGGCAGUACUUGGUUGAUCGUUUUUCUCUGAAUGAUCGGCAACUUGGAAGACUCAUUCCUUCAGUUUGUUCUCGUUUCAAUACACAUGAACGUAUCAGAGAAAUGAAAAUAUUUUUUGAUGAAUAUCCAGAAUCUGGAGCUGGAAAAUCAGGCCGAAAAACUGCACUAGAAGUUGUAUUUAAUAACAUUAAAUGGUUAGAAAAUCACGAAGCUGUUAUUAGUAAUUGGUUGAUAAAUUCCAUCCAGCUUUAAAUAUUGAUCGGUUUCACUGUCAAUAUUUUAUUUUACAGGGUUGUAUUAAUUAUUAUUACAAUUUAAAAAUAUAUCGUUCCUUUUUGUUGGAUAGAAUUAAUUUCAUUUUUCACUGUGCCUAAACACUAUUAUACCUUGUUAUUUUUUUAUUUGGGUGUCACUCACUACUGCACAAAUGUUCAAAAUAGGUAUAGGAAAAACCCGUACUAUAGCCCAGUAAUUUCUGGUACUCAGAUCCAGGAGGCUCACAUUUUUUUUCUUAUGAUUUUCGUGAAUUCUUGAUUUACUUU
Molecule: messenger RNA, 3316 nt
Organism: Metopolophium dirhodum (rose-grain aphid)
Lineage: Eukaryota; Metazoa; Arthropoda; Insecta; Hemiptera; Aphididae
Product: glutamyl aminopeptidase-like
Exons: 16
Biological process (GO): proteolysis; peptide catabolic process
Cellular component (GO): cytoplasm
Molecular function (GO): zinc ion binding; metalloaminopeptidase activity; peptide binding
Source: RefSeq, a predicted model, not a curated record